CCAUUUCCCCACCCACGAAACAAAAACCCUAAUAUAUAAAGUCUCACCACCUCCUCUAAACACACCCUAGAACACACAGCCGCUGCGGAGAGUCUCAAGUUGAGCUUCAGAGGAAGAAGACGAAGAAGAAGAAGCGGCUGCAAAUCGCAACAUGACGUUUAAGCGAAGGAAUGGUGGUCGUAACAAACAUGGCCGUGGUCAUGUUAACUUCAUACGUUGUUCAAACUGUGGAAAGUGUUGCCCUAAGGAUAAGGCAAUCAAGAGAUUUUUGGUGAGGAACAUCGUUGAACAAGCUGCUGUUAGAGAUGUUCAGGAAGCUUGUGUCUAUGAUGGAUACACUUUGCCUAAAUUGUACGCCAAGAUGCUUUACUGUGUGUCCUGUGCUAUUCAUUCUCAUGUGGUGAGAGUUCGUUCUAGAGAGAAGAGGAGGAACCGUGACCCACCUCAACGUUUCAAGCGUCGGGAUGAUACUCAAAAGCCUGGUGCAGGUGCCCCUCGUGCAGCUGGUGCUGGACCUGGAGCUGCAGGAGUACCUGGAGCUGCCCCACCUGCCCGUACAUGAGCAACGACUUUAUAAAAGUGCACUCUUUUCUGAUUCAGUCAAUGUAUUCCAGUUUGGGAUUUAGGGUGGUACUAGAUUACCUAGUUUUCUUUUUCUGCGGAAAACUUUACAUCAUUUUGUUAGUAGGGAAAUAUUAUUGAGUACUCUGCUUUGUUUUGUUAUGAUUUAGGGACUCGUUUGUCUUGAUAUGUGAAUCCUUUAAGCUUAAAUGAUGGGAAAGAAGUCAUGCCAGAUUUUGGAACUUGUUUUUUUUUUUUUUUUAAUGGUUUCAAAGGGAUUCGGCUGUAAGGCCUUUGUAGUAUUAUCCAUCUUUGUAAUACUAUCCAACUGCUGUUCAUAGUUAUUCUUGUAAGGAUUUCUGCAUUUGUGUUUUGGGA
Messenger RNA from Papaver somniferum (opium poppy), 939 nucleotides. Its product is annotated as 40S ribosomal protein S26-1-like. Gene Ontology annotation, cellular component: cytosolic small ribosomal subunit; ribosome. Lineage: Eukaryota; Viridiplantae; Streptophyta; Magnoliopsida; Ranunculales; Papaveraceae. The record is from RefSeq and is a predicted model, not a curated record. Gene Ontology annotation, biological process: translation. The coding region runs from base 152 to 562 and encodes 136 amino acids. The transcript has 5 exons. Gene Ontology annotation, molecular function: mRNA binding; structural constituent of ribosome.